CCCCGCGGUGCGCCCGCGGACCGUGGCCGGAGGCGGCGCCGGCGGUGUGGCGCACUGCAAAAGCGGCAAGAGCGUCUGCACGUCGGUGUGGGCGGCGCCGGGCAGCCCCAUCGCGCUGCCAGACACGCGGGAGCAGUUCCUGAUCUGGCUGGACAGCACGUUCGCGGCGCCAGACGGCGCGGCGGGCGGCCUGGGCGGCGGCACCGGCUUCAGAGAAGAGGCGCAGCGGCGGCGGCAGCGCAAGGCGGCGUUCGAGGAGCAGUGGGGGUGCGGCGGCGGCGGCGGCGGGGGCGGGGGCGAGGGCGGCGCGUGUGGCGGAGAUGCGCGGGGGCUGCAGCGGCUGCUGUGCCGGCCGCUGUAUCAUUUGUGGCAGGAUUCACCCGACGCCUUUGACCGGCAAGGCAACGCGCGCUGGUCCCCGGCCGUGAGCGAGUACCGGGAGGCCAAGGGGCGCUACGCGCUGCACAGCGCCGCGCGGCCGCUGCUGCAGUGCGAGCCGCCCGCCCAGGCGCCAGAGCUGGCGGCGGGGACCACCCAGGUGCUGACGACAGGCUGCCUGGCCCCAGAGCUCGCCGCCACCCAGGCGCUUGCCCUGGAGCGCCCCACCACUGCAGAGCGCCAGCAGGGCCGCUGCCCGCUCACCGUGCUGCAGCCCCGGCCGGACCCGGGGACGGCCGUCUGGAGAGAUGCGCUCGGCGGCAGCGCGAGCGGCGGGAGGGCGGCAGCCGCGGCCUUGGCGGCUGGGGGCCGAGCGCCGCAGGAAAGGGCCGCCUCGCAGUCAGAGUCUGGGGACGGCAGGGGGCAGCCGGCGGCGGACGGCGUGGGGGCCGGCGGCCCCGGGGCGAGGGGCAGCAGGGGCGUGACGAUCGCAGACGCGCCGGCGGCUGAGGGGCUGCUGCAGCAGCAGGACGGCGGGAUCAGCCUGAAGAUCGCGCUGUCCCCGCAGCGCCCCCGGACGCUGGUCGCGUUUGACGACCGCAUCUUCACCACAGACAGCUCUGGGGCGCGCCCCGUGCUGACGCUGUUUGAGCACGUCGAGGGGGCCAAGGUCAGCGAGGGGCUGUUCACAGAGUACAUGCUGCCAAACGGCCGCAAGGUGUUCAUGUACUGCGCAGGCGGCUCCGUGAUGGACGAGGCGGAGAUCGGCCCCGUGAGGCCCCCGCCGCGCCCCACCACCGUGCCGCUGGCGCUGCAGCAGUCCAUGCCCCUGGCCGAGGUCCUGGAUGUCAUCGCACGGCCGCCAGGAAGCGCGCCCCCCUACGUGCCGCAGAAGGUGGUGCCGCGCCUGGUGCCGCUGCCGCCGCGCCACACGCUGCCCGUCAAGCGGCGCGACCGGCUGGACGCCCCCGCGUUUGGCGCGCUGCGGGAGGACAACCUGCAGCUGGUGUUCACCGCAAACCCCAUCCUGAAGACCACGUCCACCACCACGGAGGAGGACGUGUACGUGCCCCAAAAAGAGGAGCGCGAGCCCUGGACCCUGCCCAUGAGCAUCUUCAAGGGCCGGUCAAAGGAGGCCGACGCGCGCGCCUACUACGACGGCGCCGCGACCCUGGACAAGAUGUUUGAGCGCGACUGGGGCCGCGCAUGCGCCAAGGAGAAGUUCAUGUCGAUGCUGGCCCGCGAGAACAGGGCCUGCGCGGCCAACAAGCCUGACAAGGCGGCGCUGGCCGAGGUGCACGCAGUGCUCAAGCGCCACUACCAGACGUUCCUGGCGGCGUUCACGUACUAUGCGGCCCAGGGCGGCAACGACCCCUACCACAUGCCCCUCAACGCCUUCACCUCAUUCCUGGACGACGCCGCCAUCCCCGACCCGGACUCGGCCUUCAUCAAGCGGUCUGACUGCGACACCAUCUUCAUCGUCGCGAACUUUGUCAGCGAUAAGAAGAGCCCCGAGUACUCUGUCCUGGAUGAGCAUGCGUCCAUGCGGUUCCAAUUCAUGGAGGCCAUCGUUAGGCUGGCCAUUGCCAAGUACGGCAAGGGCCAGGAGACGGACGACCUCGCCACGGCGGUGGAGCUGCUGCUGGAGCGCAACCUGGCGGCACGGCUGGACCCCAUGGCGCGCUGCGUGGCCAACGACUUCAGGACGGAGCGGCUGUACACGGAAGAGGUCGACAUGCUGCUCAAGAAACACCAGGUGGUGCUCAAGGCGCUUUACAGCCGCUACCGCCUGAAACCAACAGGCGGCGGCCUGCGGCCAAAGGUGCUGAAGCUGGACGGGUGGCUGGCGUUGAUGGGUGAUGCGCGGCUGGUGGACUCCCAGUUCACACUGAGUGACGCGUGCCUGGCCUUCCUGUGGGCCCGCAUGCACGUGAUUGACGAGGUCAAGGAUUACGGCCGGUGA
Monoraphidium neglectum is the source of this 2341-nucleotide messenger RNA. RefSeq lists its product as hypothetical. The record is from RefSeq and is a predicted model, not a curated record. The annotation marks the transcript as partial. Gene Ontology annotation, biological process: cilium assembly; regulation of microtubule cytoskeleton organization; intraciliary transport. NCBI's taxonomy places the organism in Eukaryota, Viridiplantae, Chlorophyta, Chlorophyceae, Sphaeropleales, Selenastraceae. Gene Ontology annotation, molecular function: microtubule binding. The transcript has 13 exons. Gene Ontology annotation, cellular component: axoneme; intraciliary transport particle B; ciliary basal body.